GUUUUUGGAUCGCGGCGCCGCAGACAGACGCAGGACGCGAUGUUCACCAGACAUCAACUGUCCACAUCACCUCAGCGCCCCUGCUGUUUCCACAUAUCACCAUACACAGACGAGGCCGCUCCAGGAUAUGUGGGCAUCCGGAACUCAUAUACGCACCUUGAGCGUCCACAAAACGCCAUACGUCUGCCCAGCAUGCCAUCGCCACCUGCGGCGUCAAUUCCCAACUCUUCUGCAACGAAAGACUGACGAUGCCACUGGCACAAUCAGUGGCAAUGUCGCUAGGGGACGACGCAGACCAUCGUACAGCGCAAGACCUCUGAGUAGUACGGGCAUAUCGCGAAGUCAAGCACAAACAUCUCAGAGUCCUGCCACUUCCGAUCCACGGCACAACUCUAUACCUGACGUCCUGGGUCCGACCUCCAAACAGAAAUCCACACAGAACUCUGUUAUUCGUGAUCACCUUCGAGCAUGGAGCCUGCAAAAUCAGAGAAACCAGGCUGAAAAUGCUGAAGCACAAUACAACACUUCGGCGAGGCUAUCUACAUUACCACAAUCCCUAUUCAUCGAAGAGACACCAUAUGAUGAGCCUGAAUCAGGAGGGGAACUUGAUGAGUCCGAGGAAGGUACUUGGGGGGACUUUGCGAAUUUUGUAAACCCAGGCGAUCUGUUUUAUUUCCGUUCCCGCAUGGUUAAAGGUCGCCCGCAGUUUGGUGUCUUUUUAGCCAUGGUGGGGUUUCAGUAUCAAAUAUUUCUCGAGGAUGGACGGUGGAUUGUGGAGGACAGGGUCGACGUAGCAGUGUGUCCAGUCUUCCGAAAUUUCGCAUCUGCUGCGGAGGUUGAGUCCAUCAAAAAGCAUCUUCCGGUGAAGCAACUGGAAAAAACAAAGGAUGGCCAUGCUCUCAAAGUACUCAGGCAUUUCGCUGAUGAUGUGCCUCAUGCCGCCGCGGCUGAUGUGAAGCAAAGGCUUGAAAAGCUUCGCGACGAUGUGAAUGGCUUCCGUCGAGACAACCUUCCAAUCUUGGACACCAUCUACGAACAGAUUGCACAUGACGACAAGUAUGUCUACGUCUCUUACGACGAUAUCUUCCGAACCCUGUUUGGUCUUGGCCGAGAUCAACUUCCCUAUGCCGCCCAAGUCUCGGUGUUUCUCGCGCUGAACAAGCGGCCGGACACCAUACAGCCCGCCUGUCGCCUAAAAGACGCCGAGGCUUUCACGUUUUUGCCUCGGAGGUUAGUAAGGGGCAACGAGACAGUUUGUGGGUGGGCGCGACAGUAUCAAGAAUCUGCUGCUGAGGCUGCACUUGGGAAGAAUGUCUCGCAUGACCUUGAACGGAAUCCGUUAAGCGCUUUUGUCGACAAAGCCAGACGUCUGAUACUCAAAAGUCGGGCUUUGCGUUCUCCCACGACAACGGGCAUUCUUGGACCUAGCUCGAUUCAGUCCAUGUCAAAUGGCAAGAUCGCCACGAAAGAAACCGGAGUAGACUUCUCUGAGCAGGACAAGAUAAUCCUCGAAUUCCUCUGGGACUGUUACGUUCGUGAACCCUGGCCUGCACUGAAGAAUCGCAACCAUUCGAUCGGUUCUCUUAUCUUACGAGCUAUCGGUGCAUAUCCCAAGUUACGACUCGAACGCAAAAUUGGCAGCCUCCUUCUACAAGAGAUGGGGGUCCUUGCUCCGUGGGCAAAUCCAGUCUAUCACAACAUCGGCUACCAAAUCCCUGGAAGCAGGGCCGCUCCUGAACUCGACGACAUCUGCGCCGAGUCCGACAGAGCAUGUGAUGAGCUUGGACUUACGAAGAACCCUCACCACGAACUGCUCGAAGACUCAAUGGCCUCUCUACGACAUGACCUUGGAGACAUGCCCAUCUUCUGUGUAGAUGGCGAAUCGACGCGGAUCAGGGAUGAUGCUUACUCCCUCGAAGCCAACAACGACAAACCUGGAACGUAUUGGAUACAUGUUCAUGUUGCGCAUCCUUCCGCCUUCAUAGGCCCCGAACACAUUUUUUCGAAAAGGGCGAACCACCUGGGCGCGACCCUCUACAUCCCUUCUUAUUUUCCAAUGGUGCCAGAAGGUUUCGGAAAGGCUAUGAGCCUCCGCGCAGGCGCACCAUCACUCACGGUCAGUACUUUGCUGACAGAAGAUGGCGAGGUCAGGGACAUUAAGCUUCGACCAACGACGAUUCAUAAUGUUAUUCGCCUCCAACCUGCCGCGGCGGAAGCCGUGCUGGGGCGAUCUCAGCCAGAAAGCGCUUAUCUCUAUCUCGGUCAGAAGGCUGGCACGACCUUGCCUUUCGAAGAGCCAGUACCAGAAGCACAACUUGAGACAGCUCGGAAGCAUCAGCAAACACUUCAAAAACUUCACAAGCUUUUAUUGGCUCGCAGCCGAGCACGACGCAGAGAGAUAACUGAGCAUGCCACCUUUCCACUCACCAUAUACCCUGCCUCUGUUCGCGUUGACCAUGUGCAGCAAGAUGAUGCUCCUGAUCGAUUGUUUCGGAGUUACCAUUCCCUGGGCGAUCCAGCCAUCAAAUACUCCAGUCUACGUCACGAAAAGACAUUCAGGAUUUCAGAGCGCGAGGAAUUCGAAGGCCUGACGGGUUUGACCAUGGUUCUGGCGGGCGAGUCCGCGGGAAAGUGGUUCGCCGCUCGAGGUAUUCCUGUCUGCUUUACGGGUGCGAUACCUCAGCCCGGUUAUCCUUUAUCCGUGCUCAAUAGGAUGUCCCAGAACGAAAUCAAGCAAUUCCCCCUUCAGCUGAGCUUAUCUGAACCAAUACCGCACAUAUACUUGGAUAGUACGGCAUAUGUGCGGUUCACAAGUCCACUUCGACGAUGCACAGAUCUGCUUGCACACUGGCAAGCCGACGCUUACUUGCGAGCCGAAGCGCAACAUCUUGUCGCGCCUGGAGAGCGUGCGGACAGUAUUGAGCUGGCUUUUACGAAAGAGACGGUGGACAAGUACAUCGUGCAGCAAGAGGAAGUGCAACGACGAGCCGUGCUCGAAAUUGGAGCGGUCGACAGGCAAACUUGGCUCCUGCGUGCGCUCUUCCGUGCUUUUCACUUCAACGAGGCACAGCUACCGGAGACUUGGGAUCUAAGGAUUCAGAGGCGAAGUGAUAGGGUUAUACGCGAUGGCGACACUGGCCUACUCGGGCGCCUUCUGCCGUUUGAUGCGCCGGCCAGGGUGUUGGAGACUGCAGAAGGCUGGGAGAAAAGCGCGACCCACGCUUCAUAUUUGCCUGUCAGGCUUGAACUGGUCGACCUGGCUCAGAAAGUUGUCUUUUGCAAAGCAGUCGGGCCUGCGAGCCUUACACCUAACUUCACAGAUCCUAUUCGUGUUAUCGGCUAUUCUGGUACGCAAGGAAACGCAUCGUCAUGACGAUUGAACCUGUACUGUCCUUACUGGGAUACUUGAACAAGUGGAACCCGCCUGAUCUCGGCGUUUGAAGCGACAGACGACAAGUAGACUUGUCCAGUUCGCAUCACCUCAACGUCAAAUCCAUGGUGUCUGCGGCAAGGCAGUCAACAAUUAUAGGCCGAGAAAUCGCCAAUACCCAUAGUCAGCGUAUUUACUAUAGCUUUUCCCAGCCAGGGAGAUUGCAUCUCCGUGUAUCAAGUAGACCCUGUCGACUUCUUCACCACCCACCUAAGCGCCCAGAACGGAAGUCCAAUCUCAGCCUUCUCAGGUCGUACAGGAACAAGAACAGGGAUAUUCGGAAGGCUCUACCGGCAC
Messenger RNA from Exophiala viscosa, 3727 nucleotides. Its product is annotated as mitochondrial exoribonuclease Cyt-4. The coding region runs from base 128 to 3373 and encodes 1081 amino acids. The transcript has a single exon. Gene Ontology annotation, molecular function: 3'-5'-RNA exonuclease activity; RNA binding. The record is from RefSeq and is a predicted model, not a curated record. Lineage: Eukaryota; Fungi; Ascomycota; Eurotiomycetes; Chaetothyriales; Herpotrichiellaceae.